This is a messenger RNA of Candoia aspera, 2926 nucleotides long. It is a transcript of the gene SDHA, whose product is annotated as succinate dehydrogenase complex flavoprotein subunit A. Bases 72 to 2054 code for a protein of 660 amino acids. Gene Ontology annotation, molecular function: electron transfer activity; succinate dehydrogenase (quinone) activity; flavin adenine dinucleotide binding. The transcript has 15 exons. Gene Ontology annotation, biological process: tricarboxylic acid cycle; mitochondrial electron transport, succinate to ubiquinone. NCBI's taxonomy places the organism in Eukaryota, Metazoa, Chordata, Lepidosauria, Squamata, Candoiidae. The record is from RefSeq and is a predicted model, not a curated record.
CGUGCGACGCUUGCUCAGUCAGGUCCCAUCUCCCACACACGCGCAGUAGCGUAAUUUCCUACCGGGUUGAAAUGGCGUUGACUUUGCGGAGGCUGCGAUAUUUGCAGCUGUUCUGCAAGCAAGGGCCAGCAGCUUGUCGUGUGCUUUCUCGUAAUUUUCACUUCACGGCAUAUGGAAAGAAGAAUGUGUCUGCCAAAGUAUCUGAUUCAAUUUCAACACAGUAUCCUGUAGUGGACCAUGAAUUUGAUGCAGUUGUAGUCGGUGCAGGUGGUGCAGGUUUGAGAGCUGCCUUUGGCUUGUCUGAGGCUGGGUUUAAUACAGCAUGUGUUUCCAAAUUAUUCCCAACCAGAUCUCAUACUGUUGCUGCGCAAGGAGGAAUCAAUGCUGCUUUGGGUAAUAUGGAAGAUGAUAACUGGAGAUGGCAUUUCUAUGAUACUGUGAAAGGCUCUGACUGGCUAGGAGACCAGGAUGCAAUUCAUUACAUGACAGAGCAAGCCCCUGCUUCAGUUAUUGAGCUAGAGAAUUAUGGUAUGCCAUUUAGCAGGACAGAAGAUGGAAAGAUCUAUCAGCGUGCUUUUGGAGGUCAGAGCCUUAAAUUUGGGAAAGGAGGACAGGCUCACCGUUGCUGUUGUGUGGCUGAUAGGACAGGCCACUCUCUGUUACACACACUCUAUGGCCGGUCACUCAGAUAUGAUACCAGCUACUUUGUGGAAUAUUUUGCUCUUGAUAUCCUAAUGGAAAAUGGAGAAUGUUGUGGUAUUAUUGCACUAUGUAUAGAAGAUGGCACAAUCCAUCGUUUCAGAGCAAAGAAUACAGUUAUUGCCACUGGAGGAUAUGGGCGCACAUAUUUUAGCUGUACUUCUGCUCACACUUGCACUGGAGAUGGCACAGCAAUGGUUACACGGGCAAGUCUACCUUGCCAGGAUUUGGAAUUUGUGCAGUUCCAUCCCACAGGUAUUUAUGGAGCUGGCUGUCUUAUUACAGAAGGCUGUCGUGGUGAAGGAGGUAUUUUAAUUAACAAUGAAGGAGAAAGGUUUAUGGAGAGAUAUGCUCCAGUUGCCAAAGAUCUAGCUUCCCGGGAUGUUGUGUCUCGUUCUAUGACUAUUGAGAUCCGUGAAGGAAGAGGUUGUGGACCUGACAAAGAUCACGUGUACUUGCAGUUGCACCAUUUGCCACCACAGCAGCUAGCAAUGCGUCUUCCUGGGAUUUCAGAAACUGCUAUGAUAUUUGCUGGUGUGGAUGUCACAAAAGAGCCUAUUCCUGUCCUACCUACUGUGCAUUACAAUAUGGGAGGUAUUCCUACAAACUACAGAGGACAGGUAAUUACACAUGUGAAUGGCAAAGAUCAAAUAGUACCUGGUUUAUAUGCUUGUGGUGAAGCAGCUUCUGCCUCUGUUCAUGGUGCUAAUCGGCUUGGUGCAAACUCGCUUUUGGACUUGGUAGUCUUUGGUCGUGCCUGUGCUCUUAGUAUUGCAGAAUCAUGCAAACCUGGAGAAUCAGUUCCAUCAAUUAAAUCAAAUGCAGGUGAAGAAUCUGUUGCAAACCUUGACAAACUGCGUUUUGCCAAUGGAAAUGUAAGAACAUCAGAACUGAGACUUAAUAUGCAAAAAGCAAUGCAAAGCCAUGCUGCUGUGUUCCGUACAGGCCCUGUCUUACAAGAAGGCUGUGAAAAAAUAUCCAGACUCUAUAAAGAUUUUGAUGAUCUGAAGACAUUUGAUAGAGGUGUUGUUUGGAAUACUGACUUGGUGGAGACUUUGGAACUACAAAAUUUGAUGCUCUGUGCUUUACAAACUAUUUAUGGUGCAGAAGCUCGGAAAGAGUCACGUGGAGCUCACGCUAGGGAGGAUUAUAAGGUUAGGAUAGAUGAAUAUGAUUAUUCUAAGCCAAUCCAAGGACAGCAGAAGAAACCAUUUGAGCAGCAUUGGAGAAAACAUACACUCUCUUAUGUAGAUGUGAAGACUGGGAAGGUUACGCUGAAUUAUAGACCUGUAAUUGAUAAAACCCUGAAUGAAGAAGAUUGUGCUACAGUUCCACCAGCUAUUCGCUCUUAUUAGUGAUUUUGAUUUGACCUUUUGUUCUUUAGGAGUUUCUUAAUGCACAUGCAAAUAUACCAUUUAUUAUGAGGCAGCUGUUAUCUAUUGCAGUAGAUGAAAAUAGCAUGUUAAGUUAAAUCUGUCUCAUGUAUUAUAAAACUUAACUUUGAAACAUGAGCUGUAUAUUGCAAAAUGUUCUUGCAUGCAAGUCAGUUUCUAACUUUCUCAGGACACCAGGAAUCUAUACAUAGUUUGCAUACAUUAACUGAAUUUUGAUUCUCCUGUUCUGUAAUAAUUUCUAGUCUGUUAUAUUAAGAAAGUAAAUGCAGUAUGAUGGAAAUGAGGGGCUUUUUGUUGAAAACCAACAAUGUAGAGAAUAAUUUAAUAGACUGAUUUAUGCUUAAAGAAAUUAUUACUGCAUUAUAGCUUUUAGUAACCUACAUUUAGUUGUAGGUUGCAGAUGACAAUUAGAAAUGUAAUGGCUGCAGCCAUAACUUAGGGUUUUGUGAAAUGUUACAAAAUCAGAUGUAUUAAACUUCAAAUGAGCUUUUCUUAUUUGUUACAGACUCUAAAACUACUUUUUUUCCUUUUCAUUUAGUGAGGUACUGAAUUAAAAUGGGUGUUUUUAAAAACAAUUCGGGGUCAUUAAGAUAAAUAAAAGUUAAACUGAUAACUAUUAAAGAGUGUUUUUGAUGGACAUCUGACAAGAGUCAUACCUUACAGAUGUGUGUAACUUUCUAACAAUUGUUAUCAGUGAUAAAAUAAUUGGAUUUUAUUGUUAAAGUGUCUUACAAGAUUUAUAACUAUUCUGAUUUUUGACUGCAUGGACAUUAAAUUGGCUUUAUAUAUGUUGUAACUUUAAAAAUGAACAUAUUAAACAGAAAAAAAAUGCU